CAAUAUGAAACCACAUAGUAAUACCAUUUGGGGGAACACUAUUAAUGUUAUUGCCAGAUUAAAUGAGAUCAAUUAUGAGGGAGUAAGUGUAAAAGAUAUCAACAGUUUUCUGAUAGGAACAUUUUUGCAGAGAGGGUCCGCGUAGAUCGGGACCGACCAUCACCACUAUCGUGCCAAUAAUAAACCAAUACGAGGCAGCACACCUGUCUCGUGAGACGAGGAGGAGGAAGUGGGGUCAGGCAUCACGUGAUCGUCUCAGCUCCACACAGGAAGUCUGCUGGCCGAUUCAACAUGGCCGCCGUGUGCGAAUAGAGCAGGAUCGCGAGUGGCGAGAUGAUCUAGUCGGCGUUCUGCGUCUACAGGACAGUUGACUCGGUUCGGUGAGCUAGCCGCGGUGGACACCGGUCCGACAUGGCCCAAUGCGUGCAGUCCGUGCAGGAGUUGGUCCAGGACUCGUUUGUUCCGAUGGUGGCCGUCUUAUGCAGCGAGGAAGCGGAGAGAGUGACUCGCAAGAACAACCUGAAUUUCGCUGAGCUGCUGCGGCCUUUCUGCAGACUGACGUCCGAAGGUCACAUCCGGGACCCCAGUAACCAGGUGCAGCUUGUGAAAAACCUGCGCAUUUGUGUCAACAAUGUAGUGACAAGUCCAAACCCGGCGUGUGCUGCCUUCAGCCCCGCUCAGCGCCGCCUGCUCAAUGAGGUGGUGUCGUCCUGCCAGCCCCAGGAGGGCGCGGCGACCAACGUCAUCACGGCCGGCGACUACGACCUCAACUUCAGUGAUCACUGUGUUAAAGCUAGCGUCCCGUGGUACAGUGCCUGGAGACAAACCCUGUCUGAAGUCAGCACCUCCAAGCACUACACAGCCACCACGCCCUGGUUUGAAGCCUACAGGGAGAACUUCCUGCAGACGAUGGCCGCCUCCGAACACGAGUUCCUCAACCACUACCUCGCCUGCCUGCUGGUGGUGUCCUCCACCGAGACAGUCCCUGUGGAGCAGUUCCUCAAGCUCUCCCAGGAGCAGCACAGGAUCCAGCACAGCGGCGACUACACCAACCCCAAGUGGUUCAUCCCCAACACGCUCAAGUACUACGUCCUGCUGCACGACAUGGGCGAGGGCGGCGAGCAGAGGGCGGACGCCGUGUACGAGGAUAUGAAACAGCGGUACGGUCACCAGGGCUGCUACCUGCUGAAAGUCAACUCUCGUAGCUCCUCUGCUGAAGACGAUGAACAGAUGCCGGACCCCUGGAGUCAGUACCUGCACAGGAGCAACAUGCAGAACCAGGAGGAUGAAGAUGCAGCUGUGAGCAGUGGUCCUGCUGAGAACAACACCAGUGCAGCUGAAGUGGACAAGCAUCACGCGACAGAGAAAGACGGAGCCUCCACCGGCCUGGAAGGUCACCCUCUGCAGCUGGACACAGCGAGCAGCCCGGGCAGCCUGCACGCGCUCAGCGCCGAGCAACCUGAGCUGAAGAAAGGAGGCAGGGAUCCAGAGAGCCUGGUGGGGGCAGCAGGGAGCCACGGGGCCUGUCUGACGCUGAAUGACCACGACCACAUCAGGCAGUUCAUCCAGGAGUUCACCUUCAGAGGCCUGCUGCCGCACAUAGAGAAGAACAUCCGCCAGCUGAACGACCAGCUGGUCUCCAGGAAAGGUCUGAGUCGCUCUCUGUUCACGGCCACCAAGAAGUGGUUCGGAGGAGGGAAAGUUCCAGAGAAGGGCGUCAGUGAACCAAAGAGCACAUGUGGCCUCCUGUACCCCCCAGAAGCCCCUGAGCUGCAGAUCAGGAAGAUGGCUGACCUGUGCUUCCUGGUCCAGCACUACGAGCUGGCCUAUAGCUGUUACCACACGGCCAAGAAAGACUUCCUGUCGGACCAGGCCAUGCUGUAUGCCGCAGGAGCCCUGGAGAUGGCUGCGGUGUCCGCCUUUCUGCAGGCUGGAGCCCCCAGACCGUACCCCACCCACUACAUGGACACCGCCAUACAGACGUACAGAGACGUCUGCAAGAACAUGGUGCUGGCUGAGCGCUGUGCAUUGCUCAGUGCUGAGAUACUCAAGAGUCAGGCCAAGUACUCCGAGGCUGCAACGCUCCUCAUUAAGAUGACCAGCGAGGACUCUGACCUGCGCAGUGCUCUGCUGCUGGAACAAGCUGCCCACUGCUUCAUUAAUAUGCGCAAUCCUAUGGUGCGCAAGUUUGCCUUCCACAUGAUCCUGGCCGGUCAUCGUUUCAGCAAAGCCGGACAGAGGAGGCACGCGCUGCGCUGUUACUGCCAGGCCAUGCAGGUGUACAAGCAGCGGGGCUGGUCCCUGGCGGAGGACCACAUCAACUUCACUAUCGGCCGUCAGUCCUUCACACUCAGCCAACCAGAGAACGCUGUGACCGCCUUCAGACAGAUCCUGACCAAUGACAGCAGGCAGACGGCCACACAGCAGGGCGCCUUCCUCAGAGAGUACCUCUACGUCUAUAAGAGUGUUGUAGGGGGAAAUGAAGACCGCCUCCCCCAGCUGCCUCUGCCCUGCAUCCACAGCUCAGCCACACGAGUGUACUUUGGACACGAGCGGCGCCUUGCAGAAGGCGAAAAGCAGGCGGCCACUCACGUGUCUCUGGACCAGGAGUACGACCAGGACCUGGCAGCCAUGUGGGGCCACCUGGAGGAGCAGCUGGUGGCUGCUGCCAACAGGGGGAUUGUCCCAGCGAGCUUCCAGCCCACCCAGUGCUGCUUGAACAGCCAGACAGACAACCUGCGCCGCCCGCUGGCUGUGGCCGAGGAGCCAAUUAUAGUGGAGGUGACGUUCAGGAACCCUCUGAAGGUUCCUCUGGCUCUGUCCAACCUCAAACUCCUCUGGAAGUUCACUGCCGAGGGGGCGAGUCCCUCCGAGGAGACGGCAGGAGAAGCCAUCACCAACGAGGAGAGCCUGACUGAAGGGAUGCCACAGACGGACACCGUCGUCACCACACAGAUCAUCCUGGAGUUCCUUAUGGGUCCAGAAGAGACCAAAAUGGCGCGACUCCAGCUGCUGCCACGCAGAACGGGCCAGCUGAGCAUUGUGGGCGUGGUCUACAACCUGGCUGCAGCCCCCUGUGCAGAGACGGCCCCCAGCUCUGAAGGCCAGCAGGCCGUGGAUUUCAUGCUGGUCCGGGGCAGACAGGACCUUAAGAUCCAGGGCCCACGACUGAACCAGACCAAAGAGGACAAGAUGUUGGUUCGACACGGUCUGGAUCGGCGGCUGGACCCCAUCAUAACUCCACCCAUGCCCCUGAUGGAGGUCUUCUUCCUGCAGUUCCCCACGGCGCUGCUGUGUGGUGAGAUCAGGAAGGCCUACGUGGAGUUCUGUAAUGUCAGCGCAGUCGCUCUGUGCGGCCUUCGGGUGGCCUCCACGCACCCAGACUUCUUCACGUUUGGCAGCCAGGGCACGACCCCCCUCACACCCGUAAGCCCCACCUCAGCGGAGAACUGCUCGGCCUAUAAGACCGUGACCCGGCCGCCGGGCUCGGUGGCGUCGGAGAUGCUGGUGUCCGCGGGGGAUUUCAGUCAGCCGUCCGGCGUGAUGGACAUUCCCAUAGAUGGCGGCACGCUGCUACCAGGGGAGUCCACCCAGCUGCCUCUGUGGCUCCGAGGACCCGACCACGAGGGAGUCCACGAGAUCAACUUCCUCUUCUACUAUCAGAGCACCGAGAAAGGAACGCAAAUCAGCCACCGCGUGUUGCGUCACACGGUGUUCAUCUGUGCCAGCCGCUCCCUGAGCGUCCAGGCGUCGGCCUGCCGCAGCAGCGUGCCGCCACACCACCGGCUGGACGACGGCGGCGGCGGAACGCUGGUCUUCGUGGAUGUCGAGAACAUCAACACGAGCGAAGGCGGUGUGCGCGAGUUCCACAUCGUCCAGGUGUCCAGCAGCAGUCAGCGCUGGCGCCUCCACAGGCGCAUCAACCCGGCCAGUGACCGAGACUGUAAGCUCACCAGCAGGGAACGAGCCAAGCUGUGUUUCAGAGCCACGCGAUGCCGCCCCCCCCCAGCGGCCUCGGAUGCUGCAGAGAAAUACACGUUUGCAGACGUGAACCUGGGAAAUGAGCGGAUCAUCAGCUCCUCCACCCCCUGUGGAGACUUCUUCUUCCGUGGCUGUCGGAGCCCGGAGUCUCACAGAGUGGGAGGGACAGCGUCCAGGACGUCGUCCAGCAGCCGGAUUCAGGAGGGCCGAGCCGCUGACAUCAGCAGCAUCGUCAAGAAGUGCAACGAGCUGGACCUCCACAUAAUCGUCAUCUGGAAGGCCUAUGUGGUGGAGGACAACAAGCAGCUGAUCCUGGAGGGACAGCUCCAUGUGGCGCUGCAGACCCUUGGCAAGGAGGUGACUUCACUGACUCCCAAAGAGGAAGCUCAGGAGAUGGUGCUCCUGAAGUUUAAACCAGAAGCUCCUGCUCCAGUGGCCCCGCCCUCUGCAGAGCUGUCCCAGCUCAUCAAAACCAACCUGCACUACCCCGAGACCCACAGCCACCCGUUUGUCCAGGAGAGUCUGUGCGUGGUGCCCGUCACGCUCACGCUGUCCAACUGCUCCUCGGCGCCGGUGGACGUCCUCAUUGACCUCAGGCACAAAAGCCCCAGCCCAGAGUCUGUGGAGGUCCACGGCUCGUUCACCUGGGUGGGUCGGACCCAGUACAAGCUGCAGCUGGAGCCUCAGCAGGUGCUGUGCGUGACCCUGAGAGCCUGUUUCCUCCAAGCAGGGGUCUACAACCUCAACACGCCGCGAGUGUUCGCCAAGCCGACGCAGCAGGCCGCCGUUUGUGAGACUAGUCAGCAGGCGGCGAGUCCCGCCCUCAUCAUCAUCAACAACGCCUGAGUGGAGCCGCGGGCGCAACGCACACACCACCACUGGACCGCAGGACAGAUGUUUGUACCAAUUACUGAGAUAGAAACUGAUUGUUUUAGUUCCAUCGUUCACCCGCAUGUUACUUCCUUUGUGCGAGUCCUUCUGAUCAACACACAGGUGACCCCGCCCACCUCAAGGUGUGUGCGUCACAUAAAGGGGCGGAGUCACAUGAGAAUCCUUAAUGGACCGAAGCUGAACUUAAAUUCUUUUAACAAGAGCUGUUUACAUCCUGACUAUUGUACACAAACCGCCCCCAUGUGAUUUUUAUACGAGUGCAUUGUCAGUUCAUCAGGCCACCAUGUGUUAGCCUGUCCAAUCAGCGAAUUUAACCUAUCGUAAUCAAGCUCUUGUAUGCAUCGACUUGACAGCUUUUCUGAAAAUGGUGUAUUAUAUUUAUAUAACAAAUUGGCUGUAAAUAGGGAAUAAAGAUGUAACUAAUGA
Molecule: messenger RNA, 5298 nt
Organism: Gasterosteus aculeatus aculeatus (three-spined stickleback)
Lineage: Eukaryota; Metazoa; Chordata; Actinopteri; Perciformes; Gasterosteidae
Gene: trappc8
Product: trafficking protein particle complex subunit 8
Cellular component (GO): TRAPPIII protein complex
Molecular function (GO): protein binding
Source: RefSeq, a predicted model, not a curated record